AUGCCUACGAUCUCUUCUAUCCCGCCUGUUUCCAAUCUACUGGGAAAUAUCUAUUAUAAUGAUGGGAUGCCCAUUCAUGUGAAAGCCCUCGUUAAUGGAAUUGCUCUAUGGGGGGCAUUGGCAGGGCAACUCUUUUUCGGUUGGCUUGGAGACAGAAUGGGACGAGAGAGAGCCUACGGAUUCACUCCAAGUUUGAUGGUCGCGAGUUCGAUCGCUUCUGGCUUCUCCAUCGGCAGAUCACCAGAAGCUGUAAUUGGCAGUCUAUGCUUCUUCAGGUUCUGGUUAGGGUUUCGUAUUUGCGGGGAUUAUCCUUUGUCUGCGACAAUGAUGGCCGAAUACGCAAAUACCACAACCAGAGGAGCUUUCAUAGCUGCGGUAUUUGGAAUGCAGGGUCUUGGAAUUCUUGCGGGUAGUGCAGUGGCCGUAAUUGUGUCGGCUAGGAUGAAGUCGGCAGUGGGCGAUAAGCCGACAUUCGGGCAGAAGGACGUGGUGUGGAGAAUAAUCUUAACGCUAGGAGCCGUUCCCGCAGGUUUUAGUUAUUACAGGCGGUUGAAAAUGCCCGAGACCACCCGCUACACAGCUUUGGAUGCCAGAAACGCCAGGCAAGCAGCAGUGGAUAUGUCGAGAGUUCUUAAUCUGGACAUUGAUGAAGAUGAGGCGGAUGUUUUAGGCACUCACAGUUGGCCGCCGCCGUCCGGAUUGUUUUCCAUGGCUUUCGUGAAGCGGCACGGGCUAGAGUUGCUAGGCACGGCAUCCACUUGGUUCUUCGUGGAUAUUGCAUUCUACCGUGGGAAUCCAUUUCAGAGCGAUAUAUAUCAUAAUAUCAAAUGGUUGAGGUGUCAAUAUACGAAUCCAUUAGAUGAUAUUUUUCGUUUUUCAACGGUACAGGCAAUGAUUACAUUGUGUGGGACUCUGCCGGGCUACAUAUUUACCAUUCUUCUGAUAGAUCGUCUCGGCGUGGUGAUUGGCAAGGCUGGGCAUGGAUUUUUUUGUUUACCCCACGGUAUGAGAGAGGGCCACCCCCUUGCGUUGGAGUGCCACCUUGUGUGGACACUUCCCGCCCAUUCUGCGUGGUGGAGUGCCACCAGCGUGGUUACACCCCACGUAGGUGGGACUCUCCACCCACGCGUGGGAGGACCACCUCCCCAUGCCCAAACAAAACUAUGGUGCUCUCCAUUCUGUGCUAGGAAUACACAGUGCCGCCCAGCCAUGAAAGGAUAUAAGGAAAAGUGA
Cryptomeria japonica (Japanese cedar) is the source of this 1233-nucleotide messenger RNA. RefSeq names its product inorganic phosphate transporter 1-2-like. Gene Ontology annotation, cellular component: membrane. The record is from RefSeq and is a predicted model, not a curated record. Lineage: Eukaryota; Viridiplantae; Streptophyta; Pinopsida; Cupressales; Cupressaceae. The transcript has 2 exons. Gene Ontology annotation, molecular function: transmembrane transporter activity. Gene Ontology annotation, biological process: transmembrane transport. Bases 1 to 1233 code for a protein of 410 amino acids.